AUGCUAUGCAGCCAUCGUAAGCAGACAACAGAGGAGGAUAGAGGGGUCGCUGAAGUACCUGAUUCAGACAAUGAAGACAAUCUUACUGAAAAGCAGACCGAACAAAAUGAGAAAUUUUGUAAAGCGAACGAGCGACGAUUAAGCUGCGAUGACAUUAUUAUUGAAGAUUCUUCGCAAGAUUAUCAUAAAUCCUGCUUAGGACAAAACAUAGUUGGCUUACUCACUGAAUCUUCUACUCUUCAAACUAUAUCUGAUUCUGCAGCACCCUCCCAAACAAACUGCUCAAUACUGGCUUUAAAUUCACCUAUAAUCAACGUCAUUCCUGAUUUAUUAGAUUGCCCAAUAAAGCUUUUGACGUACCCCCAUCAGGUUACAGAAGAAAGAACUUUAAAUGAAAAGAUGACAGAUGCUUUGCAAUUGAACAAAACCACUCAGAAUUCAGAUAAUUUGUGCAAUUCUUCCUAUCGUUCUACAGGAUCCAUCGGUCAGGAGAAGUCUCUGAGCACUUCAAAAUCAACUACAUUACAUUAUUUGCCUUUAUGCACUACGAUCGUUUCUUCAGAUUCGUUUGAUUCUUCGUGCUAUUUGGGCAUUGAUUGUGCAUAUUCAAACUAA
This is a messenger RNA of Protopolystoma xenopodis, 615 nucleotides long. Lineage: Eukaryota; Metazoa; Platyhelminthes; Monogenea; Polystomatidea; Polystomatidae. The record is from the annotation of a GenBank genome assembly.